GGCCAUUCAAAUGCCGUAUCGGCAAAACGCCUUUAAACCAUUCCCUGAUGACAACACCAAAGUGCACUCUCACCUGGAAACAGCGUCACGCAGUAUCUAGAGAUACCAUCGCGAGAUCAACCAAUGUCACCGUUGAACUUGAAGCUCAAGGUGCUACUCUGGCUUCAACAUUCAUUUCGGAUCAACUGCCGCCUCUUCCUACUCUUUCAGAGAUACCAAGCCCAAAGCCAGUAUCUGUUGUCAACUCGGAUUCAUUCACCAUCGCGAGAAGACUGAUAUCAGAUGAUCCACAUAAUGCAACGGGGAAGACGGCUGUGUUGAACCUAGCGAGUGACCAAAGACCAGGUGGAGGAUGGGAUACGACGUUAUCUAAAACUCAAGAAGAAGCCCUCUGUUACUCCUCGACUCUUUUCUCCACUCUAUCCCCUUCCUAUUACCCAUGGCCUAAUCUCGGUCCUGGAUCUAUUGCGGGAGUAUUCUCGCCUGGCGUCGUUAUCUUCAAGCACGACCUCGAUCACGACUGUGUUGACCUUCCCAAUAAAGAGCGAUGUGUUGUCUCUGUCCUCACUGUUGCUGCUCCCUGCGGUCCUGAGUUGACGAAAGACGAGCAGAGGUUUGUUAAGGAGAGUGAUCUGCAGGAUUUGAGGGAGAAGAUUAGGCUGGUGUAUAGGAUGGCGGGAUGGAAUGACCAGGAGUUUCUGGUCCUCGGUGCUAUGGGCUGCGGCGCGUAUCGUUGCCCUCCACUACUCGUUGCAAACGAGAUGCGUGAUAUCCUUCUCGAAUCUGAAUUCAAGGGCCGCUUCAAGAAGGUCAUAUUUGCGGUGUACAGUUCUCCUGGUAAUGGUGCCAGGAAUUUCGAGGUCUUCGAGAAAGUGUUCAAAGGCGUUGAGGUUUAACACCAAAGGUCAAAGAUCCAGGAAAUUUUUCAAAACAGAGAUUAGUGAUAACUGCAGGGAAUUGUAAGGUACAUUUGUAACUCCAACCUCGUCUUCUCGUCUCUCAGAUUGGACUGAACUCGACCAGAUCUACCUCUCCAGCCCCAUAUAAAUUUUCGAACUUAAGCCCGCAGUUUUUACUAGAUCAGUCAACACGCAUCAGUACGUUGGAUUUCAGACCAUACAAAUUCUACUCACCCUAGUUCGAUGAACUCGGGAAG
Molecule: messenger RNA, 1156 nt
Organism: Lentinula edodes (shiitake mushroom)
Lineage: Eukaryota; Fungi; Basidiomycota; Agaricomycetes; Agaricales; Omphalotaceae
Exons: 3
Coding region: 48-896 (282 amino acids)
Source: RefSeq, a predicted model, not a curated record